This is a messenger RNA of Phragmites australis (common reed), 749 nucleotides long. Its product is annotated as protein MIZU-KUSSEI 1-like. Gene Ontology annotation, biological process: hydrotropism. The record is from RefSeq and is a predicted model, not a curated record. The transcript has a single exon. The coding region runs from base 1 to 654 and encodes 217 amino acids. Lineage: Eukaryota; Viridiplantae; Streptophyta; Magnoliopsida; Poales; Poaceae.
AUGCCGCCGGCAGUCGUGCCUGUGGAAGACGGCAGCGACGGCGCCGUGGAGGAGGCGGUGCACUACAGCUGCCAUGUCUCGUGGCUGGCGUGGUGGAACCACGUCCGGUGCCUUCUCGCCUCCACGUUCCUCCCGUGCCCGCCGGCGCCGGGCGCCGCGUCCGCCAUCGUCCGUGGCACGCUCUUCCUACCAUCAACCGGCGACCGCCGCGUCCGCCUCUUCCUCCAGGAGCACGGUCUGCCCGCCGCGGAAUCCGAGCACUUGCUGGUGCUCGAUCUGCCCGCUGGCCUCGGCGGCGCGGACAUCGCCGCGGCGGGCAGGAUCGUGCUCGAGUACCAGCGCCAGUGGGCGCCCAACUCCGGCGCUCUCCUCAACUCGCCCAAGUGGCUGGUGUACUGCAAUGGCCGGCGCGUGGGGUUCGCGGCGAGGCGGGAGAAGCCGUCGGACGCGGAGGGGUGGGUGCUGGAGAAGCUGUGGGCCGUGACCGCCGGCGCCGGGCGGCUGCCCGGCGGCGGCGUGGAGUACCUGCGCGGGAGGUUCGAGAGGAUCGUCGGGUCGUCGGACGCGGAGUCAUUCCACCUCGUGGAGCCGAUCGGAUGGCAGGGAGUAAACGGCGGCGACGGCGGCCUUAGCAUCUUCUUCCAUCGGAUUUGAUCAUCGACAUUAUGUUUCAUGGCAGCAUCAGCCUUUCUUGUGUCAGCGACUGGUACUGCGUGUAUAUAACUCCCAAGUCCCAAUCCAAAAAAGAG